ACACAAUGCAGGGCAGAUGAUGGAGCGACGGUGUUGUGGAUGUUUGACAGCUGUACUUUGUUAAAGAAAGAGAAUAGCCAAGGUUUUUUGUAGACAUGUGGAUUAUAACGUCUUUUUAUUUAGUUUCGGCACAUUCAGCUGUGCGUUGAUAGAAAAUUAUCUGGUUUAAUAUUUUGACAGGCAUCAGCAGUAGCUAAAUGAACCAAACUCAUACGUAUUUAUAGAUCAUGGUGGAAAACUCUCCCUCUCCUCUGCCUGAGAGGGCCAUCUAUGGCUUUGUUCUCUUCCUUGGUUCACAGUUUGGCUUCUUUCUGUAUUGCCUGUGGGCUUUCAUACCAGAGGAGUGGCUUCAUUCAAUAGGGCUCACUUACUGGCCUCAAAAAUACUGGGCUCUUGCGGCACCAAUCUAUUUCCUGGUUGCAUUAGUGAUCUUUGUGCUGUUGCUGUUUGGAGUUAACAUGUACAGCACAGCACCACUUGACUCUGUGGAUAACAUAACAGAUGUGUACACUCAAGGCCAGAGGACAGAAGGCCAUGGCAAAGGGGGAAUACCCAGGCUGAAAGAUGUUUCCAUUAGUGAAGUCAACAAAAUGUUCUACUUGUCACCCAAAUGAUAACAGAAACUGAUUUUGGCUAGAGGCAGAGGAGACGUGAAGCAGCUGGAGGAUUUGUUAUAGUGUGUUUACUCCCUGUUUUUAAAAGAAGGGUUUUGUUAUAUUUAUGUGUUAGCAGGAACAUUGCAACAUGGGGCAAAGGUCUAAUGAAUGAACUGACUUUUGGUGUUGCUGUCUAUAUUGGGCAAAACUCUGUGUGUGGCGUGUGUGUGUGUGGCGUGUGUGUGUGUGUGUGUGUGUUAACAACAGUGACAAAUGUGAUGUAACACAGUAUCACAAUUGUCAGAGCAACUUGUACAUUGGAUGAAAAAGGUACCAUAUGAUUAUUUUUCAAUAAAUUACAGACUUUUAUAUUAA
Molecule: messenger RNA, 971 nt
Organism: Lates calcarifer (barramundi perch)
Lineage: Eukaryota; Metazoa; Chordata; Actinopteri; Centropomidae
Product: phosphatidylinositol N-acetylglucosaminyltransferase subunit P
Exons: 5
Coding region: 228-614 (128 amino acids)
Biological process (GO): GPI anchor biosynthetic process
Molecular function (GO): phosphatidylinositol N-acetylglucosaminyltransferase activity
Source: RefSeq, a predicted model, not a curated record